Porites evermanni is the source of this 2236-nucleotide messenger RNA. Lineage: Eukaryota; Metazoa; Cnidaria; Anthozoa; Scleractinia; Poritidae. The record is from the annotation of a GenBank genome assembly.
AUGGCGGACGGCAUCUCAGAAAAUACACAGAAGUGUACGGCUGGAAUCAUAAUCAUUGGGGAUGAAAUCUUAAAAGGUCAUAUAAAAGACACGAAUUCCCACUUUCUCUUGAAAAAGCUUUGGUCCUUGGGAAUCAAAGUAGGGAAAGUUUCUGUCAUUUCAGACGAUGUAGAUGAAAUUGCCAACGAGGUGCGAACCUUUUCUUCUCUGUUUUCCUUUGUUAUUACCACGGGAGGAAUUGGUCCAACUCACGAUGAUGUCACUAUGGCAGGCAUAGCCAAAGCCUUAAAACAAGAUCUGGUUGUGAACGAAGACUUAUUGAAGUUAAUUUCCGGUGAAUUCGACGUUGAUUCCCAACACAAGAUCAAGCUCAACUCCUCUCACCACAAGAUGGCUAGGGUGCCCAGCGCUUUGAAAUUAUGUUAUGGAAAAGAUCGCUGGGGAAAACCCAGCAAGUUUCCUCUUAUUUCUGUGAAUAACGUCUACGUUUUCCCAGGAGUUCCACAGUUUUUAGAACAGGAGUUUGGUGUUCUUGAAAACCAUCUUUUGACUUCCAACCCAGAGAAGCGUUUUUUCCUGCGAAAGAUCUACCUUUCAGCGGAAGAAACCUCCAUUGCUUCUAUUCUAAAUGAGAUAGAUGAAAAAUACAAAGGAAAAGUACACUUGGGGUCUUAUCCCGAUUUCUGCAAUAAAGAUUUCAAAGUGAAGUUGACUGUGGAGUCAGAUAAUUUAAGCCUUCUGCAAGAGGCAUGGCACUGCCUUCUGGAGAGGUUACCUAAAAGCAUUGUAGUCAAGACAGAAGGAAAUGAUUAUGAUGUUGCAGUUCCAGAUGGUAAGGACGUUUUAAUAUACACACAGGGCUGUCAACCCCCCACGUCUUUAAAUGGAGAAUUGAUAGGGAAGGGAUGAUAGAUGAUGUCAUAAUGCAUGGCAUAUGGCCCUUUCUCACGUGGGGUGAUUUUCACACAUGCUCAUGUUUUGCUCGCUCUACUAUCCCUGAGGAAAAAUGGGGACUACUCAUAGUCUACACAUCCAGUGGCAGAUUUAAGGGAGGGACCCAGGGAUGCAUUUCGCAAAUGUCACAAUAAUUAAAGGCCCAGAAAGCUGUUUGGUAACAUUCAAGGUUUCAAUACUUUUGCUGAGAUAACAUGACACAACUGUCGUUAAAUAAAACAAAAUGAACUGAUUUGUUAGCUAUUAUAGGACCCGUGAUAUUUCCAUGUCAGGCCCAGAAAGUUACUGGGACUCAACCUCGUUCCCAGGUUCUCCCUCCUACCCAACUUUCAAGAAGUGGACCCCAGGGGUCUUGGGAAUCCAUGUUAUUUUUAUGCUGAACUGAAGCUCACAGUGCUAAGAAAAAUUAUUUUUGAGGCCGGGACCCCUUCUCAUUUUGGUGGCUGGAUUGCCCCCUACUUACCUUAAGAUCUGAAUUUAACAUUGAAAUCAUGUUCUCUGAUAGGAUGCAAUCUUUAAAUAGGUGUAAGAUACUGGUAUUAAAAUAUUGUUUAAUUUUCUUGUAGCUGCAUUGAGUCAACCAGAGGAUUGUAAACUGUUAGAAAAUGUUGAAAGAGUCUACAACUUGCUAGAUCCAUUGAAUGAUUCCAACACUAGUGCCUGUGUCAAAGGAGCUUGGGCUAUAAUACAGCAAACCUUACAGCUUUACUCCAUGGAUGAGCUUUGUAUCAGCUUUAAUGGUGGCAAAGACUGUACAGUUCUGUUACUCGUUCUACAAGCUGCACUGAAUAAACUUGCCUCACCAGAUCAACAGCUCAGAGCUCUUUACAUUCGCUAUGACUCGCCAUUUCAACAAGCGGAAGAAUUUAUCUCGGAAACUACUGAGAGGUACAAUUUGAAUCUAAUUACUAUGAAUGGGAACAUUAAGGAUGCUCUGAAAACAUUGAAAGAAACUCAACCCUCAAUCAAAGCAAUUCUGUUGGGCACAAGAAGACAUGAUCCCUUUUCUGAGGCACUUCGUACAUUUUCUCCAACUGAUCCAGACUGGCCUCACUACAUGAGAGUGAAUCCAAUUCUGGACUGGCAUCAUGCCGAUGUUUGGUCUUUUAUCAGGGAAUGUGAUGUCCCUUACUGUAGCCUCUAUGACAAGGGGUAUACAUCAUUGGGUAGCAGCCAUAAUACUAAUCCCAAUCCAGCAUUGAAAUAUGAAGAUGGCAGCAACAGAUACAAGCCUGCAUACAUGUUGGAAGAUGGUCAUCUGGAAAGGGCUGGUAGGGAAUAA